UGAGAAAUUUUAUUCCUGCACGACUCAUUGCCAACACUCUCCUUAUUUUCCCCACUCAUUCUGUGUCUUUCCCACUAGAGUCCUCUUAUUUCUGACUAGUGUCCCUGAUUUCUGACAUGUUCUUAACGACAUCUCGCGGCGCACUACGCGAAACACUACGCGUGUUUCCGUGCGCUGCGAGAUGUCUACGCGAAUUACCACAGCGAUACUCAGACAUAACCUCAGAAACGCCAGAAACCGAGACCGACUCAAUGUAAAAUUUCUCGUGUACCCGAAAUCGUCGAGGAGUCGCGUAGCGGAUGUGUAUGUGUGUGCACGUGUGUCGCGCGGAUUUGCACGCCAGGACGAUCGAUAAACCGUCCGUCGUCGGGAUCGCGUCUUCCGGGAACGAAACGCGAAUCGUCGGGAAGUCCGGCACGUGCCGGCACCGUUCCCUCGAGCUACGAGCCGGCGAAAACCUAAUCUGCAAAGGCAACUGUGAAACGGAGACGCUUCGAGCCUACGAGCAUUUUGAUUCAAUUCUUAUUGGUCAAGACAUUGGACUACUGUGCAUACGUGAGGCGAAUCGCUGGCUAAAGGAGGAAAUCGUUCCCGAGAACUUAGUUUAUGCGCGGGUAUUACGGAGGGAGGAACGAGCCGUCCCUCAAGUCUAAUCCUGAGCCAGGGGUUCGAAUACUUACUUAACAUUGGCGGGACGCAAGAGGAAGAGAGGGUGGGCGACGAGAGUACGGUGAACCGGAAGCGUACGCGACGGUGGCCGGCUCGGUCGAGGAGGAGUUCGCGGCGGCGCCUGGGCCGCGCAUGCUUCAACAACGAGGCUGUAUAGCAACAGCAACGACACCCGCAUCCGCUACGACGGCCAGCUCAGCAUCAUCUUCUUCAUCUUCAUCGUCCAACAUGUUCCCACAACAGUACUGCCUGAGAUGGAAGUACCAUCACAGCAACCUGCAAACCAUGUUCUCGCAGUUGCUCGAGCGGCAGGCCUACUGCGACGUCACGCUCGCCUGCGAAGGCAAAACGUUGCGAGCACACAAGGUUGUACUGUCGGCGUGUAGCACAUACUUCGACACGAUUCUAUCGCAGUACGAGGAGAAGGACCCCAUCGUCAUCAUGCGUGACGUCAAAUUCUCGGACAUCAAAGUGCUGGUUGAGUUCAUGUACAAGGGAGAGAUCAACAUCGAUCACACGAGGUUGUCGUCGUUACUGAAAACCGCCGAGGAUUUACACAUCAAGGGGCUCGCCGAGGUGAGCUGGCGCAGCGAUUCCACGCAAAACGACCUAAAUAACACCGGCCACAGUCCCGGCACCGGGACGCCCGGCGUGGAGACGGUUUUGCGGGAAGGUGAAACCGAGGAUCCACCAGCCCCCAAACAGAGACGCAGAGGUCGUCCGCCUCUGGAUGACCCACCGUCGGCACACGACGUCUUCACACCCAAGAUCACUUGUAUCACCGGGAACGAGGAAAUGAUGAGCGAGGGCGGCGACCAUGAGAGUUGGGACGACGAGAUGAUGAUGACGACCGAGAAUAACGAAACACCACUGCCGGUGGUAAGGCCAAUUAUCGUUAGAUAUGAUUCUCCCUGUUCCUCUUCACUUGCAGACCUGUCCUACAUGUCCAAGGAUGACGCAUCUGAAGAAAAGAAAGCGCCCAGCACUCCGUCAAAUUCUAACGCCACAAAUCUGUCGAUUCCCGAACAAUUCCGAGACGUAAUAAAGAUGAACGAUUACUUGACGACGGGACGCCGACAAGAAUUCUGGGAGGAACCUUUUACGCGCCGCGUUAUGGACGCCAUCAAGAGCAAAGAGCUGGAGAUGAAGACCGCCGCUGAAAUCCUCGGCGUCUCUUACGGCACUCUCUACGGCAGAUACCGCGACAGUUAUGGUUGCCUUAAACAUCCGUACAGAGUAAGGGAUUUUUGGUCUGAGCCGGGCCCCGCGGAAGUGUUGGCGAAAUUGCGGCGAAAGGAGAUAACAUUAUUCCGGGCCGCCGAGUUCCUCAAUGUCACCGUCCACACACUCGCGACUUAUCUGUCAACGCUGCAAGGCCCGGACAGAAUUACGUUAGCUGAGAACGUAGCGUCCAGCGGUAGCAUCGACAGCGGCAGCAACAACAACGCAACUGAAUCGACGACAACGGAGAACAGCGAGUCCGUAAACGACAUCCUGCAGAAGAUCAACGCGAACGUGGCGACCACGACGUCAAUCAAACGCGAGGGCGGCGGCUACAUUGAAGUGCCGACGGCAGUGUCGAAGUGUUCCACCACGUCCGUGCUGGAGAACAAUCCGGACAUCACGAUCGUCAAAACGGAGAACAUGUUGCGUAAACGCGAAUAUUCGAAAAUGUCUAGCACAGAGAACAACAACGCGAAGCUGAUGAGCGGCGGUGCGGUCAGCGAGAUCAGCCAGCAGCAGCAACAGCAACAGCAGCAGCAACAGCAGCAACAGCAACAGCAGCAGAAGCUCCCCGACCCGUUAUCGUUAAAUAACGACAACAGCAAACCCUAACUAUUCAGACCCUACUUGACACCUACGGCGAAUCACCAUCAUCCACGCAGCGUAGCGCCAAGCGGAGCCAACUAUAGAUCCGACCUGCAGUGCCCGCGUAGUUUCUAUUCCAACGUGUUUACCCGCUUUCUCACGAAUUUUCAUUUGAAGUAGAUACAAAGAACAAGAGGCAAAAGAGGAGCGACGCUGGACAUCGCUGUUCCGCGCACGUCGGAUUCCCUUAUAGUAGCCUCAGACAAUCUCGCGUGCGAUUGUUCGCGAUUGACGGCGAGCCGUGGCUGCGGCGGGUCGGAUAAAGCGAGAACUUGGACGAAUCCUGCGAAUUCUCCGAAUCCUGCGUUCCCGCGCGACCACGGCUUAUCGUCGUAUUUUUCACGUAUUAAGAAGAAUAUUAACGUCGCGAAUUUUCCUAGCGGAGUUAGUAUCGAAAUUCCUCCUGUUUUAAAUUCAAAUUAGGCUCGCUUUUGAUCAACAUAGGUCGAUAAGCACGCGUGUGCAUACGACCUUGGCCUUUAUGAGAAAAAAUGAAAAAGCAAAAGAAGCAACAAAAGGGAUAAAGCGUAUAAUAAAAAGUUCAAUCGAAGUUCCUUUUGAAUAACGAUGUAGAGUGUAUUAUCGCAACAAAGAAUGCCUAUUUUCUGCCGCAUGUGUCUGUAUGGUAAAGAGCGACAAUAUAUUCACCACAAGUAGAUCCAUCAUAGUAAUACACCACAGAGAGAAAUGGAGGAAGGGAGGAAAAGGGGAAAGAAAGAGAGAGAGAGAGAGAGAGAGAGAAAUAAAGCUGAAUAAUGGUCCUUCGACGUAGAUAUAUUCCACGUGCGAUCGUCGUUAGGAUCGCGUUAGGAUCACGUUUCAGUUAAUGCCCGUAUAUAAACUCGAGAAUUUAAAUCAUAAAGCUUGUACUAUUGGAAAAGGCGUCCAUUCGAUAUGCGAUAUACGAUACGCGACACAGGAAAAUAUAUAUGAAGCGGAAGCAAAACCUGAGAAAGAAGGCGAUUGUAGAUAGUAUUCUCAGCCAUUUGUAUUUAAAAGAGUAUUUAGUGAGAUAGAGAGUGAGAGAAUGAGAGAGAGAGAGAGAGAGAACGAGAGCGAGUGAGAAAAAAUCGCCACUUCAAGUUACACGUGUCCAAUAGUAAAUCGUUUAUGAUUUAAAAAUAUUUUCGUGAUGAAAGCCUUAACGUCAGAAACUUGUUUUUUCCACGUUAUUGAUUUGCUGACAAAAUUUAUAAGUAAAAUAUUUGUUUUACAUGUGUUACCGAUAUUUUCUAAAAAACGGUACGUAAAACGGCUAACAAUAAGUUUUAAAAGCGCAAAGGCGUUGCGAUGGGUAAUGAUUUUUGCGCGUCUUACAAAAAUCGCGCCUUCGCCUUUUUUCCCGAGUAUUUGUAACGUGGGGAUAGUUAAGUCCCUUAAUGGGAUAGUCCCUUGUGUACAUAAUGGAACACGAUAAUAGCGUAUAAUAGUGUACACCAUUCUAUUUUGUUUCUCUUUUAUACCGUUAUAUAAUGCUGCACUUAGCAGUGCUUUUUAUUUUAUAAAUGAUGUUUAUUACUUGUGUAUAUACGAGAUAUUUUUUUAUUUCUUCUUCUUUUACGAGAAAGUAUUUUUAAUAACUUUUAUUGGAAUGAUAAUCGUCGACUAAUAUCAAAACAUUCGUUAGAUAGAGUGCAAUAUUCGAAAAUAAUAUUAUUUGGCAUAUAAUGUACAUUAAAAAGAACUAAAAAAGAAAUAAAAAAUAGAAAGAAUUGCUGGUGCAAUUAUGGAUUUUUCUUAAAAAAACGCCAUUGAAUGAUAUUUGCAAUGAACAAUGCCUACGGUAAUGCUGUUACGCACUGUAUCGUUGUUCCCCCCUAUUUAUAUAUAAUAUAACUCGCGAUUCCGUUUAGUUUACUUUUUUCGUAAGCUUUCACAGGCGCGAUAUUUACGUUAAGUUAGAUAAAGAAAUGGGGAAACCCAGACAGCGCUCUAUAUAUAUAUAUAUAAUGUACAAUAAUCGUACUCCAUGAGACAUUGACUGGAAAUGAGUAUUCCUGUUCGAAGGUAAAACUAAGUAAGAAUUAGUAUAGUAGAGGUAUCUCCGAUGAUAUUUUUCGAUGAUAUAAGACUUAAGUUACAUUAAAGAGGAGAAUUCAUUAUCGCGGAGGGUACUUGUAAAGUAAUCCGAACGAGCGGAGUAAUACCGUACGAAGUACGAUAAGAAACGAAAGAAGAGAAACGGCUUCCCUUUCGUAGCCGUGGAAAUUUCAUUGUGACGAGUGCAAGGAGCGUAAAGAUUUAAAAGUAUCGUGAGGUGUGUAAAUAUAGCGGUGUACGAUAUUUACUAGAAACGAAAAAUCAAGAGACGCAUCGUUUGCUCUUGACACGUGAAUGCGGGCAUGUAUGUACCUCUCUCUUUCUAAACGGACCCCGAAGUCGACUGACUAUUAAGGUAAACGAAGAAAAAGAAAAUCACAAAAAUAUAAAAAAAAAAGCGUAACGAUAAGCGAGACUCUCGAUUAAGUGUGCGGCGCACUCAGAUACGAGAUACACACAGGCAUGCACGUGCAAACACACAGUUGUGGAUUCUGCGAGAGAAAGUAUUUCCGGCGGACGCGCCGAAGAGACUUAUCCGACGAAUUAAGUACUUUCUUUAGCCUACUUUGUAUAUUUAACACGAAAUAUCGUUUUUUUUUUCGGAUGUUGGCAGAGCGAAGUCUUUCGAUUACUUUACGAGUGCUCCGGACCGAUCAUUUUUAUCACAUGCGUAUGUGUAUGAUUUUAUAUGCAACAACAUCGCACGAUCUACGAUAAUUUUAUUUGUAACUCGUAAAUUGUAAGAGAGGAAAAGAGAAAGAAAAAAGAUAGAUCUGUUCAUCUUCACCGUUAAUUUAAUGACUUUCGUCAGAUUCAUUGUAUCUUCUCAUCGAAACUUUGUAUUAAGUGACGGAGUAACUUCUCCCUUUUUUUCUCUUCUAUUUUACUUUCCUUUUUAAAAAAAAAAAUAAAAUAAGACUAAGACAUACCAAAUGAGAAAUGUAAGGACAAGUUUCGUUAGGUUAGUAUCUAUCGCAUAUCAUGGAAGCAAAAAUACAUGCGCUGAUACACACUGUAUUUGCCUAUGGCGUUCGGGUAUGUUUAUAUCUGGGACGCGCGAGACCACUUUUACUCUAGCAAGAGUAUACGACUAGAAGUAUUAAUAUUUAAUAAUAAUGAUCAAUAUAUAUGUAUAUAUUGAUACUCGGAUGGAUGGUCACGUUUUCGAGCGUCGAGCCGUGGAACAAAUGAGGAAUAAUAUCAAAUCUUGGGAUUAUUUUUAUUUUAUUUUUACUAUUAUUAAUGUGUAAUUUAUAUUAUUAUUAUAUACUGUUAGUCAAAACUUUUUAUGUUUAUUAUAUAAAAAUCACGAAAUUUUCAACAGAAUUUAUAUGCAGUGGUGAUUUUAUUUAAAAAAAUAUAUGUAUAAGAAGAAAAAUAUUUAUAGACACAUUUGAAAACUUGUAAAUGUUUUAGAAUUUAUAUAAAUUUUCAAAUUACAUGUAUUCGUUCUCUCUAUUUUUACCUAAAAAUUAUUAUAUAUAUUAUACAUGUAAUAAUUAUAAUAAAUAUAAUUUACACACUAAUCUGAAACAUUUACAAAUUUCUGACUCUACCUGAAUAUAUACAAAUUUUGUUCUCUUUUAACACCGGCGAAUUUUCAUUCAAGUACAAAGCGCCCACGAAUCCAAAAUAUAGCGUGUCGGCAAGAAGCACGCGUUAUGCCAAAUUGUGUGCUCAAAGACUGAUGACCAUUCAUUUGGGGGAGAUUCUUAAUUGUAUCAUAAAACCACGCGAUCGUUUUUUUUUUUUGUUUUUUUUUUUUCGUGAAAGGGGCGAAAGAGAGAGUGCGAGUCAGCGUGAAUGCGGUGACCGCGCGAUCACAUUGUACGAGAAGACAGGACAAGACUAUUAGCCUAUUGGCAAGCGACGCGCCGUGUGCCCUGGAACGUCGUACCAUGAGACUAAAAAAAAAAUCAAUAUCAUAACUAUGUGUCGUUUGAUAUAAACGAGUAACGAGUAAAUAGUAUGUAUCAUCGUUUUAUACACAACCUAAUUAAAUAUCUCUACGUACACUAUGUACAUUCCUAGUAUACACGCUCUUCACUGUCAUACACGUUGCAUUACACGCGUAUAAAGGAGAAGAAAACGCAUGGACCUAUUAUAUACAUAUAUAAAUAUACAUAUAAAUAUAUAUAUUUAUAAUAAUUAUUAUAACUAUUCCAAAAACGGACCACCGCGACAUCGACGUUUACGGAUGAUCAUUAAAUUAAAUGCAAGAGAAAUUCAUCGACGACACUCACGCCGCGCAUUAAUCGCCAUCGUCAUUAUCAUCGCCAUUAUCAUCAACAUCGUCAUCAUCAUUAUCAUCGGUGAUAACGUCAAAAGCAUUCGCGUAUUUCGCGUUGGACAACACGCCCGAUUACCGGAGUGUCUCAUGUAUAACACGCACGAACAGUCAAACCUGUCGACCUGCCUGCAGUGUAAAAAAAAAAAGAAGCAUUUCUAACAAACACGUGCACCCCCUUGAGCGCAAUAGAGAAAGAAGGAGAUAGAGAAAGAGAGAACAAAAUAUAUGAAUAUAGUUUUACAAAAAGGCUUCGCCUCCGGCCGCCUCCCUUAGUUUUAUACUUGAGACACGGAAAAGGCUGAAAAGCGAAAAUCAGCCGACGAUACUUCGAACGACCUCGAUCCUAUGUAAAGUUACAUUCUUUCACCGAUGAACGCGAUCAUUGUAUACAUACAUUACACACGGACACGUUCGCGGAGACGAAGUACACACACGCGUUUUCUCGAGCUCAUUUAUCUCUCACAAGACUUUGUACCAAUUCUCUCUUCACUUAGUCCCGACAUUUCGAAGCUGGCGAGCGCGACAGCGGAUACUUACGCGCGGAUCGCGCGAGCUUGGAAGAGUUCCGACGUCGCGCUCCGAAAACGUGAAAUGUCAGUCUCUUAGCCAAAGCUAGAAUUUGCGUUUUUAUCUCUUAGUACCUUCUUUCCCCCCCCAAUCCCCCGUCCACCCUUCUUCGUCCUUUUCCUCGUUCCCCCUCCACACGACGUAUAUAUUUGACACGUUAUCAUGAUUGCUAUUAAUUUUAAUUAUAAUUUCUCUGAGGAUAGAUAGAGAUAUAUAUUAUAUAUAUAUAUAUACCUUAAUAAACGUGGUAAAUUUAAGCUUAGAAGAACAAUAUACCUAGUUGAUAGAGUUGAAGUAUACAUACAUAAAAGUGAAGUAUAUGUAUAUGUAUAUAUAUAAAUAUAUUAUAUAUAUAUACAUAUAUGUUGAUAAAGUAAUUAUUGAGGUCGUAAAUUUAUAGAAGUUGGGGUCGAACGCAUACAAUGCCGUAAAGACGACAACCGGUAUAUUUACCGUUUAAGAAUUAUUAAGGCUCGGGUAUAGACGGCGAAAUAUACACACGUAUAUAUACAUAUAGGCAGCCUCGGUUGCCCAACCGGGGGCUGCGGCUCUCCGCGGAGAAUAUUCAUUGAUUGAACAAAAGAUGAAGAUCAGUAAGUGUAAAUGUUUGUAAACAAAUUAUGAAAUUAUUUGUUCAGUGCCUACAUAUUUACACAGUAAUAAUAAAGAUGAAGAUUAGUGAAAU
Messenger RNA from Temnothorax curvispinosus, 8120 nucleotides. RefSeq lists its product as uncharacterized. Gene Ontology annotation, molecular function: protein binding. The record is from RefSeq and is a predicted model, not a curated record. The transcript has 9 exons. Gene Ontology annotation, biological process: regulation of transcription by RNA polymerase II. The coding region runs from base 802 to 2505 and encodes 567 amino acids. Lineage: Eukaryota; Metazoa; Arthropoda; Insecta; Hymenoptera; Formicidae. Gene Ontology annotation, cellular component: nucleus.